Molecule: messenger RNA, 9174 nt
Organism: Protopterus annectens (West African lungfish)
Lineage: Eukaryota; Metazoa; Chordata; Ceratodontiformes; Protopteridae
Gene: PXN
Product: paxillin
Exons: 11
Coding region: 294-1976 (560 amino acids)
Biological process (GO): transforming growth factor beta receptor signaling pathway; substrate adhesion-dependent cell spreading; endothelial cell migration
Source: RefSeq, a predicted model, not a curated record
ACUUUACAUGAUGCUCAGUAAGCGGUUACCCAAAGAAGCUUAGCGUUGUGGUGCAGAGGUUUACGAGAGUAGUGCACGUCGAAAUCGACGGUCGCUUGUUGCUGUCGGCAGCGCGCACGUCGCGACUUGCAAGGAAUGCCCGUUUUUGGUGCGCGCACUAAAAGAAAAGUUACGGUACAGCUCCUGUGAACGUUGAGUGGUGACGGAGGUCGAGCUCUGUAACAGGAGGUUGUGGAGAGAGUUGCAGACGGGACGGCACGUAUAUAGCGGGCACAGGGAGUCUGGAAGGAGCUAUGGAGGACCUCGAUGCCCUACUGGCAGAUUUAGAGUCUACUACUUCCCACAUCUCUAAGCGUCCUGCAUUUCUUUCUGAGGAGACUCCAUAUUCCUACCCUACUGGGAGCCAUACAUACCAGGAAGUUGCAGUUCCACCUCCUGUUCCUCCUCCACCUUCAACAGAAUCACUGAAUGGAGCCAUUCCUGACUCAAAUGACCAUUGGCAGAGUUCUCUUUCUAAAUUUACACCCCAGCAGUCACAGAACCACAUUUACUCGACAAGUGCCAAAACCAGUACCUCCAUUUCAAGAGAUGCCACUGUGAGUCCUGCAGCUUCACGAGUUGGUGAAGAUGAACAUGUUUACAGUUUUCCAAACAAGCCAAAAUCGACAGAUCCCUCCACAGCUAUGAUGAACUCCUUGCUCGGCAGCAACCUCUCGGAGCUGGAUCGUCUUUUGUUGGAGUUGAAUGCUGCUCAACACAGCACGCCCAGCAGCCUUAUUACAGAUGACUCCAGUCUAGGCCUUCAACAGCCUUCAGGAACCAUAUCUUACCCUGCCAUCAACAGCAGUCAGGAAAAUGGUGGACCUUUGGCAGCAAAAGUACAGCUUUCUUCCAAAGGGCAGCCAAAACGAAAUGGUGGGCAAGGAAUUGAGGAUGUGCGACCUAGUGUGGAGAGCCUACUUGAUGAACUGGAAAGUUCAGUACCCACACCGGUUCCUGCUACAUCUGUGAUAGAGAGCGACAUAAGUACAACUCAGCGUGUCACCCCAAGCCAGCAAGCUCGUAUCUCUGCCUCUUCAGCAACUCGGGAACUGGAUGAACUUAUGGCAUCAUUGUCAGAUUUCAAGGUGCAGAGCACUUUUAUGGCUCAGGGAAAGGCAGGUGUCUCCCCACCAUCUGCACCAAAACCUGGGAGUCAGCUGGACAGCAUGCUUGGCAGUCUACAAUCCGACCUCAACAAAUUAGGUGUCACCACAGUGGCAAAGGGUGUGUGUGGAGCAUGCAAGAAGCCAAUUGCAGGUCAGGUUGUCACUGCCAUGGGUCGUACUUGGCAUCCAGAACAUUUUGUCUGCACUCAUUGUCUGGAAGAAAUUGGGUCACGGAAUUUCUUUGAGAGAGAUGGGCAGCCAUACUGUGAAAAGGAUUACCACAAUCUUUUUUCUCCCCGCUGCUACUACUGUAAUGGGCCCAUCCUUGAUAAAGUGGUGACUGCUUUGGACAGGACCUGGCACCCAGAGCAUUUCUUCUGUGCUCAAUGUGGAGCAUUCUUCGGGCCAGAAGGAUUCCAUGAAAAAGAUGGAAAAGCUUACUGCCGUAAGGAUUAUUUCGACAUGUUUGCCCCAAAGUGUGGUGGGUGUGCACGUGCCAUCCUGGAAAAUUACAUCUCUGCUUUAAACACACUGUGGCACCCAGAGUGCUUUGUGUGCAGGGAGUGCUUUACACCCUUCAUCAAUGGCAGUUUUUUCGAACAUGAUGGGCAGCCCUAUUGUGAGAUGCAUUAUCAUGAAAGACGUGGGUCUCUCUGCUCCGGCUGUCAGAAGCCUAUCACAGGUCGCUGUAUUACUGCUAUGGGCAAGAAAUUCCACCCAGAACACUUUGUCUGUGCCUUCUGCCUGAAACAGCUUAACAAAGGAACCUUCAAGGAACAGAACGACAAGCCUUACUGCCAAACUUGUUUCCUCAAGCUGUUUUGUUAGAAUGUGCCAAGCUCCCAGUUCAUGUAAUGAUGGGCAGUGUUUCUUCAGGCUCUUUUCUUAGAGCUCACUAAGUGCCACACUGAUCUAUUGAUGGGUAGUUUUGUCAGCACCUGCAGAGUGCCCCAUUGAUGGCACUAUGGGCAGUGUUUCUCUUAAUAAAGUGCAUUCCCAACAUCCCCUUAGUUCCUGUUACUGUAGUUUCUCAUUUUGGAAUAAAUACAUAUAUAUUUUUUCACUCUAUGGACUUGCUUUAACAGUGUAAAACUCUGCACAUAUUAAUCCUUAACUCCAUUCUGUGGUGCUGUAUGCAUUGAAGGAGUUUGUCCUCGUAGCUGCCCAUCACUAGAUUAGUGGAUUCUUUACACAAGUAAACAACCAGCCAGAUGUCUCUUCUCGAGAGUAAUUGCAGAUGCACAUUUGGGUUUGUUCUAUACACACAAUGCAGAGAACAUCUUUAUAAUUUGACAUGGUGGGUUGUGCUUUUUAUCUUCAGAAAUUGUGAAUUUGCUGGGAAUGCAGACUGAUAAGUGCCUGUUAGUUCAUGUACUUGAUGUUUGUACUGUCUUGAUAAGAAUGUAGAAACCUGAAGCUGUGCUCUAUUUUGUUUGCUAUAUAUGUUCAACCUAUGCUUCAUGCAGAUACUCAAACAUGCACACACACACACACACACACACACACACACACACACACACACACACAAUGGUUUAGCAGUCCAUCAGAUGUUGUCAGUCCUCUUUUUUUGGCCCGCUCUGCAGGACUUAACCCAGCAGCUCCUCUACCUUCACCCAGUUUGCCCAUUCAUUCUGUGGGAAAUGGGAGCUCAUCAUUCAUGGAUUAUUUGAGUGACCUGGUGGAAUCUCUGUUCCCAGUAAAGUGUCAGGUAAUAGGGAGAGGGCCAACGUGCUGGUCCUUGUCUGGAGAGAGGCCUUUCCCUCCCCCCAUUGGGGCCCCCUCCACCUACCUCAGCUGUUGCUGUCUCCCAAGGAAGGGCAAGCUGAGUUCCUCUUGGCUUGUAGUGUGACUGCACUUUGACAGCAUGCUCAAGACCCACUUGGCAUAACUCUUAAUGUUCCUGUGAGCUUUCAUCCUUACUGUAAACCAGAGCCACCACCUACCCACAAGAUAGGUGAGCCAGUAGCAUCUAUUCACUGUCCCCCCCCCCCCCCAAGAAGCUCCUGCAGCACCUGAGCUAUCAAACUGUGGACGCUUGCAGUGUUCACAGGACUUUAUUCCUUUCUGCCAUGUUAUUGGCUUCAGUCUGCAGUCCUUGAACAGCACUGCUGAAUUUCCAGAUCUGGGGAAAUGCUUAUAUUUGUUAUGAAGUGAAAGUGAAAAAUUGUGGUGCAGGUAUUUAUCAUUUUUGUAGAACACGUUGGAUGUCUGUACAUAAAAUGUCAGCUUGGGCACAGUUUUCCAAGACUGUGAUCCAUUUGAAACGACCAUGUUCUGUGUAAGAACAGUAUAUAUUUUAGCAUUUGCUGUACAUCAUGUUGAAUAAGUGGCAGUUUUGACAAGAUGUCACAGGUGAGACCUUAGAACUAACAUCUAUGCUACUAGUCUGACUUUUCAUGCAUGACACUUAAAGCUGUUUCCCCUUGUACUAAAUUUGGCAUCCCUGAUUUUUAGUGCAUGGGAGUGGGAGACAGAGUUCUGGGUUAAGUACUUCAGGAACUUAGAUCUAGUAUUCAGUAUGUUAGUUCAACAUUUAGUGGAUAUGUUGCUGUAAGGCUCCGGAUUUAGUACAUGAAAGAAGGGUUCAUUAGUUACACUAGACUUUUAUUGCAUAGCAUUAAGGCUAGGACUCUCUAUUUGGUGCAUAGCAGUAUGCCUUAGAUCGAAGGACUUGAGCAUUUAGUAUGUGUGACAGAGCUGACUUCUUACUGUGAGUGGGGAAGGACACUGUGUUCACUGAGACUGGGGCUUAGUAUUUAGUGUCUGGGUGGGACUCAGUUAUGUAAGACAGGGCUGACAGCCUAUUGUGCCUGGGAAGAUUCUCUUUUGUGUGUCAACUGGGCUUGGUAGUAUGUAUGUGGAACAAGUCUCAGAGCCUGGUAGGCCUAGGAGAAAGACUGUUUAGUGUGUGUGGUUAGGGCUCAGCAUUUAAUAUAUUAAACAAGUUUCAGAGCUUAGUGUGUAUUGGGGAAAGACUGCAUGCACUGCAUUGAGAGCUUAAUGUUUAGUAUACUUAACAGUGCUUAGUGUGCAUGGGAGGUGGACUGCUUGUUUAGUGUGUGGAAGUAGGGCUUGCAGCAUUUAGUCUGUGUGUGGUAGUAGGGCGCAGAGCUUAAUAUGCGGAAGAAAUGGCCCCUUUUCCUGUUUGAUGUUUGCAGUUCAAAGUUUAAUAUGCAUGAGGAGAAGAAUUGUACAUUUAGUGAGUGGGGGAAAGAUUCAGAAUGUAGUGUUAGUGGUGGUGAAGACAGACCAUAUACUGGCUCUUGCUGGGUGCAAUGCAGAAAAACUAAUUCUGGGAAGGACACCAGUCUGCCAUGGUGUGCGCAUAUGGCAUGCUCAUCAGUAGGCAGAAUAGAAGACUGCCAUUUCACAUACAGUAUGCCUUUAGUAUAUGAGAGGAAAGUGAAGCAGCCUGCAAAUUUUAAACUUUACACAGAUGGCAUCCCAGCCAGGAACUGCACUUAGAACACCGUGCUUUGAAGCAUCUGUGCUAACGUCCGCUUCACCCAGCUCUUGCAAGUUAUAAAGUGGUAAUGCAGCAUCUUCCUUUGCAAAGACCCGUGGAGGACCAAGUAUGUUUUGGAUUACUAAAACGUCCUGGUUGAGUAUUUUAAAAAAGCUUAGGAGAUUGCAAUUCCCUUGCCAAUGCACUGUACUCCAAACCAAGGAAUGUUCAUUGCAGCAGCCACUGUGGUCAUCCAUGUUUUCAUGUACCUGUGCUACUGCAUCCAAAAUAUAAGUGUUCUAUGUCCUCUGUCUUCUUUAGAGGAGGAAGACCUGUAUGGAACAGUUUCACAUGGCCAUGGAUCUACUGUUAGUAAUGUUAACAUUUAGUCAGAGCAAGUGCUUAGGUGCCUGCAUUGUUAGCUUUUUAGGCAGUUUAUAGUAACAUGGCUCCACUUCUGAGGUGAUUUGAUUGAAAGAACAUGACUGCUGAGGUCAGUGGUGAUCUCACAGCUUGGUAAUGUGAUUACGCAGCUGAUGUGUAAAAAAACAAGUUUGAUAAACUAAAUCAAAUUGCUGCUUUAGCUACUUAUUUAAAUGUGCUUUUAAUGCAUUUUUGUUUCGCCACUGUGCACUUCCAGCACUUUUCAUACCUCAUUAUUUGCAGUGUUGGUGACAUGAAUGAGUUAAAAAGACUGUACAGUGGCAUUGUUUCAGCAACAAGUAAUGCAAUUCUGCCUAAAGUUCUUUGUACUACUAAUGAAGUACAAUGAAUAGAGACCAUUAUUGAUUUGUUAACCAAGCAAGUUUCUUACAUUGACACUAAAGACUAUGGUUCUGUCAUCAACGAGGAUUCUUGUCUGGCAGUAUUGUGUGAGUGACACACCUCUACUCAUUCCAUUUUGCAUUAUCUAUAGGAAAUCUGUCAGAAUUCAGGUUGGCUGCUUUUAUUUCCACUUUGCAGCUCUACCUUUUGUGCCCCUCCCCCAACUCUGUUCCCACUGUGUUUGUAGGGUGAAUGGUCCCAUUCUUACUUUGUAUAUGUUUUGUGCAAAUUCCCAUGUUUCCAUAUCUGAGUGAAUGAACAAAUGAAUUCUGGGACUGAGCUCACUUUACCACUCAAUUAAGUAAUAAUUUUUAGCAGUAAAGUAAUGGUUUCUGCUUUGGAAAUCGCACUGAUUCUGAAGAAAAUCCAUCACUGUGUCCGGCAAAAGGUGGAGAUUUCUGCUUUUAUGUCCUGCAUCAUAAUUUUCCACUCAGCAGUGCCUCCGGACUACUGGUUUCAUGUUGCCUUGAAUUUUGGUGGUGCCCAUUAAAGGUCACACCUGAGGAAGCCACAGUGGCUUUUAAAAAGUGGAAUCAGAUUGCAUGUUGUUUGCAUCACCAGUUACCAGUUCUGUUUAACAAAGUGAGGAUGUUUCUUUGGCAGCUACAGGUAACUUUCCUCUAGCCAUGUCUUUCUUCCCCAGCAUUGUCUGGUCAGUUUCUCACAAUAGCUGUUAACACAUUAGGCUCUUACCUUUCUUCUUUGAAGAAUUGGGGGUCUAGGUAAAAUAAGUAGUGCUUCGUUUGAGUAAAUGACACAGGUGGAAGUUGUAGCUUACGAAAGGCACUUCAGGCACAUCUGCACCCUGCAGAUGAAUAAAGACUAAAACCAUAUGGUUGAUGUGAUCAGUAUACUAGGAAAAAUGGAUGCCUCUCCCUUUUUGCAGUUAGUGAAUCUCUGGAAAUUUCAGCUUCUCCACAGAACCACUCUUUUUACAUUCUGCCUUCCCUGACAGAGUGCUGGUGCCAACACUGUGAGCAUCAGAUCUUAGACUGACUCAUUAGUGGUCUUUGUAAAAUCCAUUUUUCACAGGUAUUGGGUCUGUUUGCCAUGGAAGAUGAUACUCAAACACAUAGAUUUGCUGUCAGCAUUCUAUUCUUGAGAUGUGGAAGACAGAUGCCCUCUCCUGCCUUGGACUGUGAGCUUAUUUUAUGUUUUUCAUCUUUUCUGAUCCUGAAAGGUAUGUUCAGGUACAAAAAUUAUUCUUAUAGCAACUGACCAGUGACAUCUAUGGAUGACCGUACUCCAAGUGGUUUAUCUUUAAUUAUCUGUUAUGACAUAAACAGUCAUGUAUAUAAAUGAAAACAAACCAAAUUGACAUUUUCUCCGUUCUAAACAUUCUGCAUCAUGUACAAUCUUAUUGACAGUCAUUAUCAAACAUUACAUAGCUAACUCAAUUCCUGCCUUCUCUUAAACCUAAUUCUUCCUACAAAACAUUAUUUAGCAUGUAUUGGUCCCACAAUUUCAAUUUUUCUAUGUAAUUUGCAUCUACUGUUUUCUGAAGAUCCCAUUUUCAGUUCUUUUAUCUGUUACUAUAUUCACUACUGCUAAUAAGAUGAGUUAGGCUUUGAUUUACAUUUUCUAAUAAUUGUUUAGGCAGCCACCUGAAUUAAACUCAGCCAGGCCUUACUGUGUCUAUGCAAUUCAGAUCCUGUAUAACAGGUCAAAAAUAAUUUCCUUAGUUAACACCAAUUUGCUCACCAAGUAUUUCAGAUGGAGAAAUCUUUAGGGAAUUUUUAAAGUCUACCAACUUAUUACAAUCCCAAAUAUGUUCCCAGUUACCUCUUUCUUCCCAUCACACACAAAACACUUGCAGUCUACCUGCAGAAAAGUUAUUUGGAUCCUACUUGGGGCAUAAAAAUACAUAUUCAAGCACUUUCAAGCAAAAAUCCUAAAUCUUCUAGACUCUGUUGCAUAUUUGGGACCCAGACAUAUAUUCUUCAAUUAUUUCUGUGUGAAUUGCUUAUCUUGUCUGUCUCUUCACAAUCUUUUCUAGCCUCCUCUUAUAGUAAUUAUGCAAAAUUGUAUAUGCCAUACUAAUUAUCCCUUUGUUUAUAGCAGCUCCUGUUAUAAAUUCAACUAAACCCUACCAGUGGUGGUCUUUCAUUUAGAGUUCCCCAUUCCUUUUUCUUUGCCUAUACUUUGAUAUCAAUCCUGGAUAAGGAAGGUGGUAUCUAGCCUGUAGUUCAAAUUGUAUCCUUGGCCUCUUCUCAUUCAAUUACCUUUCCCUGUCUAGUUGUUUGAUCCCAGUAUGUUGGUUCCUUUGGAGUUUUCUCCAGUAAAUUCCAGCCCCCUAUUGCCAAUUGUUUGUAUCCCUAAUUGCAAUCAUCUCUAUCGGCAUAAUCUCCUUUCUCAAUUCCCAUGUUGGCUUAGUUCUUAGAAUACAGUCUGCUAUUGUUAUCCUCAAGUAUCUCCAUCCAAAAUCCUAGUCUCUCCUUUUUUUUCUUGACCCCCCCCCCCAUUUCAUCAUCAGUCCUUUCCACUUUGAAUUCUAGCCUUCUGCUUCUGCAAUGUAUAGGAGCCUUAACUGUGUAGCUCUGAAAUAUCCCUUCAAAUCAGGUCAUCUAAAACUACCUUGUUCUGUUAGAAAAAUUCCACUUGAUUCUUGCCCUUGUCUCCACACAGAUAAAAUCCCUCAACUCUCUAUUAAUUGCUAUCCAGAACUUCUCUGGUUGUUAAAAAUAUGCCUGACCUGUGUAUUAAACUGAAAGGACUAAAAACAUUUUCACUGCUUGUAUCUUGUUUCACAGUUUUUAUUAUCUUUUGUUUAGUCUCUACCUACAUAUCCUUAGCUGCCCUAACAGAAUCCUUUUCAACCCAUACUCCUGAGUACUCCAUUUUGUCUUGGCCUCAUAAAUGUAGAUAUUGCUGAACCAAUUUGUGUGUGGAUACAUAGUUUAUAGAUGUAACCUUUGUUUUAUUUUCAUUAAUGUUAUAUCCUAAAAUGGCUUGAAACUGUCUCAGAAUAUUCCACCACACUGAGAUGUCCUUUUCUGGUUUUAUCAGAUACAAGAACAAUAUCUGCAUAUAAAGCUAACUUUUCUUUAUUAACGUACCAUUUGUAUCCCUGAAUUUCUGGGUCUCUUAUUUUCUUUGCCAGAGAGGUACAGUGGAUAGCGUUGUCAUCUCACAGCAAGAGAUUUCCUGGUUCAGUUGUCAACUGGGGUGCCUUCUUUGUGGAGUCUGCAUGUCCUCCAUGUUUGUGUGGGUUUCCAAUGGGUGCUCCGGUUUUCUUCCACAUUCCAAAGUCAAUGCAGUAGGUGGUUGGUCACUUUAAAUUGGCCAUAGAUGUGAGUGUGCAUGAAUUACUGUGGCAGGGCUAGCCAUCCAGUGGUAUAAACCUUGGUACUAGAUUGUCACUGUUGAAGUGACACCCCAACCCCAUAUGCAAAAAUAGAAAAAAAGGGGUUUUGGAUGGAUGGAUUAUGUUCAUUGCCAGUGGUUCUGAAUAUAACACAAAUAAAGGGGAAAGAGGACACCCCUGCCUGGUUUCUGUGCUCAGACAGCACUUACUAAAGAAGAAGCACCCCUCCCACUUGAAUUUUUUACUCUGAUCCCUCAUAUAUCCUCCUAAUUAACCUUAUUUUGUAAAUUAAUGCAAAUGCUUCAAUUGCCAUACUUGUAAAAUCCCAGUUUACACUGUUGAAUGCUUUCUGUGCAUCAAGACCCACCCACAACAGUGGUAUUUUCUUACAUUCUGCUUCCCUCUCGAUCAUUGUUGUUCUGUUAAUGUCAGAUGUUUGUCUCCCUUCCACA